GAGUUGCUGAUCAGACGUGGGAAGUCGUCUUUGUUGCUUCUUGUGUAGCUGCAACUCUGUGUCUGGAUUUAAAGCUUUCGUGACUUAACGAAUCCAUACUCUUUGGUUGUUUCGGUAAGGUCACGCAGUUAGAAAACUAAGCCAAAGCAGAAAAUAUUAUAUCACGACGUGUCGAUCGCUUGUGUGGCGAUCGGACCGUGAUAUUUUAUUUUUGUUUUGUUUUAGUUUCCUACUUGCGUUUCUUUACCGAAAUAACCAAAGGGUGAGGUGAUCGAGCGAAUUUUCUCGCCGUUCUUUUGAAUCUCUUCCGUCGAUCGGGCCUCUUUUGCGAGGUCUUAUAGUUUUUGCUCGGUGUUUUGUUUUGUUGAGGAAAGCAACAGCAGUAUUGUAGUUUGAAAAAUACGCCUGCGCCGAAAUGACAACCGACACCCUGACCGAGUUAUCCAAGAACUUGCGUAACCCCCAGAACGGGAAUAAUUUGAACACAUUCAAGAAAGAUAAAAAGGUGAACGUGACCAACAAGAGCGAGGUCAAGAAGGACUUCAUUGCUUUGAAGGAUUCGAGAGACUUCAAGACGGAGCUGCGGAAGGUGGUGAAGAAACAUAACAACAAGAAGCUCCUCCUAAAAAACUGUCCCGACUUCCCAUUCACGGUGUGCGGCCAAGAGGGAACCAACUACAGGAAUAUCACUUCGAUGAUGGGCGCCUGGAACAGCCUGUUUCUGGAAAAGGAGCAGGACAUGACGGUGAUCGGCUGCUUGGACAACGUGCCAUCGUUGGCAUUGGGUCUGCAGUGGGUCGUGCUGGUGACGGAGGACGGUGCUGUGUACGGUUACGAGAAUGAGUGCAUGUGCAGGUUGGCGAGUAGUGUUUGGAACCUCUUCCUGGAGGGCCCUCGGUUCGGUGGGAAAAUGUACAAGAUGGACUUGAGUGACGUCCCACAGGAUUCUAAGGAGUUUGAUAAAGCUUGCGAAGAUAUGGGCAUUCAAUCAAGAGAUCCUGAGGUUGAGAAAUACAUGAAAAGUUUAGAAAGUAAAUUUGAUGAAAUGGAAGAUUUCUUUGCGUCAUUGUGAAUCUGAUUGAAACGACAUUCUAUGCUUCUGACUGACUAACCAUCAGAAGAUAGAGACGACAAAGCCACCAUUCAAUACGCAUAAUUCCAGCCACCUCCAGAUACAACUCGUGGAAACGUGUCGAAGUUAAAGCAAAGCCUGUCGACGUCGCUGCCUGUCAAUACAAACAUUGCAAUGUCGGAAAGCUGCAACACGACCUUGCAUGGAAGAGACACCUGCAUUUCACCCUUUUAUAAUAUUCUCUUUAUUCAGGAUUGCGUUCGUCGCGAUGUGAUGCACUUUUCCACACACAACAUAUCUGGCCAUACUUUAAAGUCGGAGGAAAAUGGGACGAAACUAUCCAUGGUCCACCUGUACAGUCUUUCAUGUGGAUAAUUUAAGUUUUUGCUCACGUUUGCACAUUCUCCAGCUUACUGGGCGUUCUUGUGGUGGUUGUAAAAUAUCUACUUAGCUCAAUAGGCCUUACCAUCUGGAAUAAAGUCUGACUGAUUGUCCUUAAUAUCUUUAUAUAGUUUUGAAUAUGCGAUGCUCACAUAUGCGGUGCUCAACCAGAAUUAAUGCACCUGUGGAAUAAUGCCUGUUUUGUCACGCUAAUUCUAGGGAGUAUUUUUUUGGGGGGUUUUACUCCGUUCUGGUGUUUCUCUGACCCAUUACGGCCAAUUGCCUUGUUUGACCUGUGGGCUGGUGGCCAGGUGCGCACGAAGUGGCUCGUGUGCUCAACAAAAGAAAAAUGGAUUAGCAUUGUGACUGCUCACAGCGCGGGGCCAGAGGGUGAUGGGCAAUGGGGGGGCCCAUGCCCUUUGUUGGAGGAAAUUGGUGAGUGGAUAUCACCCAAGGCAGGUGUUUACAGUGUUGAUGGGCUGUCUUUUGUUACACUAACCAGAGGUAGACAUUGAAGACCAGUGUCACCGUGGUAUUUUAACAGGAUGCCACGCGUGCUGUCGCGAUCUAAACUUUCACAAAAUCGAGCAAUUGUCCGCAUUAUACUCCCGUUAGGGGAAAAAGAAUCAAUCGAAUACUGACAGGUGCUUUGAGACUGGAGCUCUGUUAGAGGUAAUUAAAGUAAAAUUUCUACGUUGGCUUUUUGUGACCAAUAGCAUUCACAACUGGGUUUUUUGGGUUGAGUCGUGUGUAAAAAAAAAAAUGUUGUAAACCCUCCUCCACCCGAGACGGCCAAUCCGUGAGUGUCAAGUGAACAAGCAUGACGCUUUUGAGAAGUAAUUUUCAUUUAAUAAAAGUGUUGCAGUGAAGCACGUGAUGCUCUUAUUCCACUUGGCAAAUGAAACGUGCUGACGCAGUAAUGCGCUUGUCGCGUGUGUUCACUUGACACUUGGUAAUUGGCUAUGUCCGGUCGAGGAGUCUAUGCCACGAUUUUUAUUCACGAUCUAACCCAAAAAACCCAAUUGUCAAACGUAAUCAAAGUUUUCAUGAAUGCAUUUUAGUGGAUGCUUUUUUUUGUAUGCACUGUACGCAGUCCAUGUCAAGUGUUAUGUGAAUAUUACAUCCAUGUGUACAGGAAAUGACUUUAUUUUUAUUUUGCAGAUGAAUAAAAUUUGCAAAGA
This is a messenger RNA of Lethenteron reissneri (Far Eastern brook lamprey), 2634 nucleotides long. RefSeq lists its product as uncharacterized. The record is from RefSeq and is a predicted model, not a curated record. NCBI's taxonomy places the organism in Eukaryota, Metazoa, Chordata, Hyperoartia, Petromyzontiformes, Petromyzontidae.